This is a messenger RNA of Rotaria socialis, 1158 nucleotides long. The record is from the annotation of a GenBank genome assembly. Lineage: Eukaryota; Metazoa; Rotifera; Eurotatoria; Philodinida; Philodinidae.
AUGACAACAUCAACAAGACAUGUUCAUGUUAUCGGUGGACCAAAUUCAGCAUUUGCUCGUCUUUUUCCUGAUAAAUAUCAACAGCAACAAGAAAUAAUUAGAAAGCAACGUUCAAAAUCAAUCGAAAGUGAACGUUUAAAAAAUUCCGAUCGAAUUACACCUGAAUAUAGAUCAAAUAAUAAUCAUAGAGAAAUACGGAGAAAAUCUUGUCGAAUUCGAUUUUGUCCAAAUGAAGAUGAUCGCUUAAAAACUCGUACUAGAUCUGAACCCUAUCUUAAUCAAAUUCAUUUAUCAUCAGAUUAUUCAAAUCGUAAUGUAAAUUAUGACGAACAACAUCGUGAAACAAACUAUCGUAAUAAUUCAGAUAAUAUCAUCUAUAAUCAAAGAGUAGGUAUUCGAUAUUUAAGACCACCUACACCACCUUCGCCUGGACCUCUCGUUUUUCGUGAGAUACAAUCAACGCCAACCGAUGAACUACCACCACUUCUUCUUUCAACAACACCACCAAUACCACCUCGUACUCCAUCACCGAUUGUUGUUCGUGAAAGACCACCAACGCCACCUGAAUAUCAACCAACUGAAAUCAUUACAAAAAAGCUACCACGUGGCCCGACGCCACUACGUCGUGUAAUUCUCCGACACACAUCACCUUUGCCUGCUAAGCCACGUCCAGUAAUCAUUGAGAAAUGGUUACCAUAUAAAGACGCUAAAGAACGCCGUGUUCUCUAUCAACGAAUGCAACAAACUCGACCUGCUCAACAUAAUCUUAUUUUUCGCUGUGAACCACCUCAAGUCAAAAUUAAACAAAAAAUUGAACAUAUAGGUUGUUUCCGUGUCGAUCCGAAAGUCUACACAGCUCAAUAUGGUUCAACACUACGACGUACAGAUAGUAUUCGAAGAGUCUUAGAGAAUAUUGGAUGUAAUGCUAAUUUACUAACGUCAAAUGGAUAUCAAAAUUGUUAUUUGCCAACGAAUAAUUCAUCCUACAACGAUAAUCUACGAACAAGAACAUCUCAUGUUUCUAAUGAACGUUUAAAUAAAUUACUUGGUUCACCUAUUCUAACCAGAGCAAAAACUACCAGAGAAAAUUAUUAUGAUGUACCAAAGUCAAAUGAUGAUGAUCCAAAUUAUACAAAACUUUCAUCUGCGACUUGCUAA